GUACACAGACAGACACGUCACUUUGCAAGUCACUUUACAGUCAUGAUGCAAGGUAGCUUUUCAUUCUCCAGGGAGAAGAUUUGCUAAGCACCGGACGUUUGAUACAUUUAAAUUUGAAAAUGAUUCGAAUCAACAACACCCAAUACUCCCACUUCCUGCAGCAAGCAGAUGCCUUACGUCGCUCAGGGUCGCUCUGUGAUGCCAUCAUCUCGGUGAAGAGUCAAACUUUCAGGGUUCAUCGGCUGGUACUGGCUUGUGCUAGCAGAAGACUUGCCCAGCAGCUAGCCCAGGCAGACACAGACAGCCCAGUCCGGUGCACUCUGGAGUAUUUAUCACCCCACACCUUCCAGCAAGUUCUGGACUUCACCUACACACAGACUCUUGAGGUGUCUGUGCAUGACCUUCACCUGCUGUUAAGAGCUGCUCAGUUGUUAGAGAUGCCACUGCUGGAGGACCAGUGCUGGAAGCAGCUGGGCAAUCUCCACUACAAAGCCAGAGAGGAGGGCAAAAGGGGAGAAAUUGUAUGCGUCAAAGACGAAGAAGAAGAAGAAAGUGCAGAGAACAAUCAAAAGCAAAAGGAAAGUCCAGUUCAAGAGGAAAAACUAAAAGAGACGUCUUCCCCAGUGGAGGAGGCAAGGGACUGCAUUGUCAUGGAAAACCUCUCGCCCUCUGAUCCUGAUAAGAACUCCAACAGUCAGCCAUCCCCAAGAAAGAAGCCCAAACUCCCCCCUGUGUCAGCAACAUCCCAUAACAGAGACCAUGUCUUCACCAGGCCUGCCAGCAGCAGUUCCCCUUUCUCUUCUCCCUGGACAAACAUGUGGAGCUCUGUGAACACCCUGAGGCAGUUAGCAAACUAUUCAAGUUUAAUUGCAACUCACCCCCUUCAGUCCUCAAACCAGUCCUCUGUAGCACACCCAUUCUCCCUCUCCACCCCCCACAUGUUCCCUCUUCUCGGAUCUCAUUUUCAAACCCCUGUUCACCGUUCUGUAUUGGGCUACUCAGUCUUUCAUCCACAUUACACACAAAAGCUUCAUGCCAGGUCUACAGGGAUGAGGAAUGUAAUCAAGCAGAGCCUGUUAAAAAGGAAAAAAAACACACAGAGAGCAUUUACUGGGACCGUUCAAACCAGUGAGCAGAGUUACCAUGAGGUACCCAAAGCCAGCAGAGAGAGAUUUAAAGACUGCCGACACUGCAGUACAAGCCUCUGUGAUGAUCCAGUGCUGCAGGAGUCAGCCUCCACACUAUCAGGCAAAGCCUGUCCAGGGUGUCAAUUCUGUGGAAGAGGAGAUGUCGUUCAGCAUGAACCACAAUCCAAUCGACCAGACCACAGAGGUGAAAAACCCUACCAGUGCCAACACUGUCCCAAGAAGUUUAGUCUGAAACAUCAACUUGACACACACAUCCGCGUUCACACUGGAGAGAAACCCUUCGAGUGUCGUCUCUGUGGUCAGCGCUCACGGGACUACUCAGCCAUGAUCAAGCACCUGCGCACUCACGGUGGGGCCACGCCCUACCAGUGUACAGCGUGCCUGGAGUUCUGCAAUAGCCUGGCUGCCAUGCAGAGACACAUCAAGAGCCACGCGGUGCAGGACUUCCCUCCUGACUGGAGCAUCAACAACACGUAUCUGUACAACUCACACAUGUGAGCAUCACAGCACAGACUCCUCUGUCUACAUGAAAAAGGGUCGCUUUAGUUUGUGCCUGUCAUGUACUCCAACAGACCUACAUCUCAGUCAAAGCGUCUGUUAUUCAGAAAAAUAAAUCCCCGAUGAUGUCUGUGAAAACAAGAAGGUCCUUUAAUAACAUUUAACACUCUCAAAGUUAAUACUUGGAUCAACGACAUACUGUAUCCAGGAUAAUCCCUGGAUUUUCCUCCAGAUGUCCCUUAACUUCCGCUGUCUUUGUGUUGCCGUUCUUAAACCCUGUUCUCUUCAGGAAACAAUCAGAACCUCUAAUUAGACAAGCUACACUCUGCAAAUGGCACUUUUUGAAGGAAAUUGGGAGGCAGGCCUGCUUGGCUCUUUCAGAGAAUGAUUGUAAACAUUUGAAAAUAAUAUGGAAAGGACAUUCUACUAUUUAACAGACGUUUUAGGACGGACUGGUGGGGAUUUGUUAUUGACAAAACAUACUGGUAAGAGCAAAUCAAAUUUAACCAUGUAUCCAUCUAACUUAAAUAGCUCACUGGUCUCAGGUCUACUGUGUUGUGUGAAUCGUUAACUUCAUUUAAUAUUGUAUGUUGCGUUUUUUGCGGGGUGCAAAUGUUUCACCGAAACAAGUUCCUUCCCGAGACUAUGUUGCAGAGCCACCUUCUCUGCGUC
Messenger RNA from Etheostoma cragini (Arkansas darter), 2318 nucleotides. RefSeq names its product zinc finger and BTB domain containing 32 (gene zbtb32). The record is from RefSeq and is a predicted model, not a curated record. NCBI's taxonomy places the organism in Eukaryota, Metazoa, Chordata, Actinopteri, Perciformes, Percidae. The coding region runs from base 120 to 1646 and encodes 508 amino acids. The transcript is spliced from 5 exons. Gene Ontology annotation, molecular function: RNA polymerase II cis-regulatory region sequence-specific DNA binding; protein binding; DNA-binding transcription factor activity, RNA polymerase II-specific. Gene Ontology annotation, biological process: regulation of transcription by RNA polymerase II.